Molecule: messenger RNA, 351 nt
Organism: Sphaeroforma arctica JP610
Lineage: Eukaryota; Ichthyosporea; Ichthyophonida
Exons: 1
Coding region: 1-351 (116 amino acids)
Source: RefSeq, a predicted model, not a curated record
AUGAGCUCUCACGGCGGUUCUCGCCAGAACAGUGGCCGUAAGCAAUCCGAGAAGACACCCAAGUCUCAAGAGGACCUGCGUCGCGCACAAGCCAACGCCAAGCGAAUGUUCAACAUCAGACAACCUGCAGCCGUAGAAACUUACAGUACUACACUCGCAAUACAAACGGACACCACACUCAUCACUACAACAAACCCUGCAACUUCUCUCAGCAACACUGUCUCUCUACAACUACUAAUCCAUUUCUUGACAAACGAGUCCGAAUCGAUAUCAAUACUGCACACACAUCGGACAAUACAAAUCAACCUCAUCAAAGAAAUUCAGCUGUCGCGGGUACAAAGACAUUCGUAG